Molecule: messenger RNA, 366 nt
Organism: Trichomonas vaginalis G3
Lineage: Eukaryota; Parabasalia; Trichomonadida; Trichomonadidae
Exons: 1
Coding region: 1-366 (121 amino acids)
Source: RefSeq, a predicted model, not a curated record
AUGGACAACAUCGAGCCAUUAGAUGAGGCAAUUUACCUUAUAGAGAUAAAUGAAGUUGUUAAGCAGUACUUGGGCAAGGACAAAGCCAACAAGUCCCUCGGCUUCUGGUUGUCUGGAAGAGGUGCGCUGAAAAUCGAAAUUGAAACCGAAAUUCCAAUUCAAAUACCAGACGGGACAGCCUACGACGACAUAAAGCAAGCAAAGAAGGAAGCCAUUAUAAAGUUCUUUGCCAAGCGUCCUUGGAUACUACUUCCAAACAAGGAGAACCCCCUACCCCAUAUGAAAUUGGCAAUUCAGUCUCUCCUUCGCUUCUCGGGUCAACCAUUCUACAUAACCUGUGAAGGCGACAUCCAACCAGUUCAGUAA